Molecule: messenger RNA, 1767 nt
Organism: Conger conger (European conger)
Lineage: Eukaryota; Metazoa; Chordata; Actinopteri; Anguilliformes; Congridae
Product: zinc-binding protein A33-like
Exons: 6
Coding region: 18-1427 (469 amino acids)
Molecular function (GO): zinc ion binding; protein binding
Source: RefSeq, a predicted model, not a curated record
GAGACCGAGACCGUAAAAUGGAGGCUAAAGCUUUGAUUCCUGAGGAGGUGCUCAUCUGUUGUUCUGUAUGUUGUGAUAUUUUCAAAGAGCCUGUUGCUCUAAAAUGCAGUCACAGCUUCUGUAGAGCGUGUCUGCAGAAGUACUGGGAAAUGAAGAGCACUCGAGAUUGUCCCAUCUGCAGGGGAGUGGCCCCUAUGGAGGAUCCUCCUGUGGAGUCCUCCCUAGAACAGAAGACUGGGAGAGGAACUGUUGACAAGAGUGAAGAUCACUGUAGUCUUCAUGGGGAGAAACUUCUAUUAUUCUGUGAACAUGACAAAGAACCUCUCUGUGUCAUCUGUCAGUCUUCAAAAAAACACAGAAACCACCCAGUCUGUCCACUGGAAGAAGCUGUACUGGAUCUGAAGGAGGAACUCAAGCCUGCACUUAAUCUUAUUAAACAAAAACUGGAGAAGUUCACUAAGAAUGAAGAAGAAUGUCAGAAAACCGCAGAACACAUCAAGAGUCAAACCCAGCACACAGAGAGGCAGAUGAAGGCAGAGUUUGAGAAGCUGCACCAGUUUCUACGAGAGGAAGAGGAGGCCAGAGUUGCUGCAUUGCAGGUGGAAGGGGAGUUGAAGGGUCAAAUCACUGAGGAGAAAUUAACACACAUUGCCAGACACAUCUCCACCUUUACAGACGAAAUCACAGUUAUAGAGACGGCCAUGAACACAGAAGGUGCUGUCUUUUUAAAGAGCUACAAGAACAUUAAGGAAAGAGCCCAGUGCACACUGCAGGAUCCAGAGCUGCUCUCAGGGGCACUGAUAGAUGUGGCCAAACACCUGGGCAACCUGAAGUUCCAAGUCUGGGAGAUGAUGCUGGGGAUGGUGCAGCACACUCCCGUGAUACUUGACCCCAAGACUGCACAUCCUGAUCUCUCUCUCUCUGAUGAACUGACCACUGUGACAUUCACAAACACAAAGCAGAAAUGUCCUGACAACCCAGAGAGGUUUAAGUGCUGUAUGGCUGUGCAGGGAUCUGAGGGGUUUACCUCAGGAAAACACAGCUUUGAGGUGAAUGUUGGGAAUAAAACCUCCUGGGAUAUAGGAGUGGCAAAUAAGUCCAUCAUUAGGAAGUCAGGUAUACCACUCUGCCCAAAGAAUGGAUUCUGGCUCUUAUCGCAUAGGAAUGGUGAUAUGUACAAAGCAGGAAGUAUUAAACUCACGCUGAAGAAGAAACCCCAGACCAUCAGAGUGCAGCUGAACUAUGACAGGGGGGAGGUGUCUUUCUUUGACUCCAGUGACAUGGCCCCAUUUCACACUUUUACUGACACAUUUACUGAGGGAGUGUACCCAUACUUCUCUCCUGGUUUUAAAGAAGAUGGUAUGAAUGACAUGCCCCUGAAAAUAUACCCAGCAAACGUUUCUGUGACAGUGACAUUGUCCGAGUGAAGAUAUUCAAUAAAAAAAAUAUUCAGUAUGCAUGAAUAUUGAUUUGGGAUAUACCUCGCGGAGAUGUGGACAUACAAAGGGGGUGCCUGAUAGUCUAUCAGAAGGGAGUAGAAAUGUACACAGAGGUAUAAAUUAUCCAUUUGAUUACAAGCCAUCUUAUUGCUACAUUUUAUUCUGUAAUUUACCUGCCUUGCUUUUACCUGAUAUGUUUCAUGCUGUAAAGGAGACUUCUGUGGCUUGUUAAUGUAAAUUGUUAUUGUUAUUCCAUUUCCUUGGCUGACAUUUAUUGCAUGACAAUUAAAAGAAUAAUCAACUUUAAUUAAAUAUUUGUAAUUGGCAA